AUGUAUUCAGCACUCCGUGUUGCCACUCGCCAAGCUGCAUCCCACCGGGGAUCGGCUGUGGCCUUCCAAGCCGUGAGAGCUGGAUCCACUUGGGCUAACGUACCUCAAGGUCCUCCCGAUGUGAGUUUGCCUUUCCGCACGACUAAUUCCGAGCAGCGUUGUGUUACCGAAGCUUUCAAGGCCGAUACCUUCGAGAAGAAGAUCAACCUAGGUGUCGGUGCCUACCGAGAUGACCAAGGCAAACCCUACGUCCUCCCCUCCGUCCGCGCCGCCGAAGAUAAGGUUAUCGCGAAGCGCUUGAACAAAGAAUACCUCGGCAUCACCGGUCUCCCCGAAUUCACGAAAGCCGCCGCCGAGCUAGCCUACGGCAAGGGUUCGUCCGCUCUCGAGCGUCUAGUCAUUACUCAGUCCAUCUCAGGUACCGGUGCUCUCCGCAUCGGCGGUGCCUUCCUGGCGCGAUUCUUCCCCGGUGCCAAGGCCAUCUACAUCCCUACCCCCUCGUGGGCCAACCACAAGGCAGUCUUCAGCGACUCUGGCCUCAAGGUCGAGCAGUACCGUUACUAUGACAAGAAAACCAUCGGCCUAGAUUUCGAGGGUAUGGUGGCAGAUAUUAAGGCUGCUCCUAAGGGAAGCCUAUUCCUGUUCCACGCUUGCGCCCACAACCCCACCGGUGUCGACCCUACCCCCGAGCAAUGGAAGGAGAUCAGCGAUGUCGUCAAGGCUCAGGGUCACUAUGCGUUCUUCGACAUGGCCUACCAAGGCUUUGCCAGCGGAAACACGGAUAAGGAUGCUUUUGCCGUUCGAUACUUUGUCGAGCAGGGUCACGACAUCGCCUUGGCCCAAAGCUUUGCCAAGAACAUGGGUCUCUACGGAGAGCGUGUGGGUGCUUUCUCCAUUGUAGCCUCGACGCCUGAGGAGAAGAAGCGUGUCGAAUCCCAAGUCAAGAUCCUAGUCCGACCUCUGUACUCGAACCCGCCGCUACACGGUGCGCGUAUCGCGUCCGAGAUCCUUAACGACGCGGCUCUCAACCAGCAAUGGCUUGGCGAAGUCAAGGGCAUGGCCGACCGUAUCAUCACCAUGCGCGCCCUACUCAAGGAGAACCUCGAGAAGCUCGGCAGCUCUCAUGACUGGAGCCACAUCACAUCGCAGAUCGGUAUGUUCGCCUACACCGGUCUUGAUGCCGCCGCGAUGGAGAAGCUGGCAAAGGAACACAGCGUCUACGCCACGAAGGACGGCCGUAUCAGCGUUGCCGGAAUCACAAGUGGCAACGUCGGACGCCUAGCCGAGGCUAUCUACAAGGUUAAGGGUUAAAUAGCACACCUCUUUUCAGGUGGGGAGUGAAAGGAAGUUCUGGAUACGAGGGUGUUAAACGCCCCUAUCUGGAUGUGCAACAAGAUAGAAGAAGUGAAAAAAAAAAAAGCAUGCCUGUUACGAUGAAUAGACGGAUGGACGGGUGGCGUAGUGGAUCGGUCGGCUGAUAGACCUUUUCGUUGCGAAUAUUCCUCAGGGACGAUGGCGGGGAACCAUCCUCGAUACAUCUCUUGCUGUUUUACUAACCCCAUUUUUCCCCACCUUGUGCAUCUACUUGGCUUGUCUUGCUAAUAUACGGUGGACAACCGAUACUUGUGAUACCAAUGCUACCUCUAGAUAGGCGAAUGAAAAAUUUAUUGCCAGGACCA
Annulohypoxylon truncatum is the source of this 1679-nucleotide messenger RNA. Its product is annotated as aspartate aminotransferase. Gene Ontology annotation, biological process: L-aspartate catabolic process; biosynthetic process. NCBI's taxonomy places the organism in Eukaryota, Fungi, Ascomycota, Sordariomycetes, Xylariales, Hypoxylaceae. Gene Ontology annotation, cellular component: mitochondrion. The transcript is spliced from 5 exons. The coding region runs from base 1 to 1311 and encodes 436 amino acids. Gene Ontology annotation, molecular function: L-aspartate:2-oxoglutarate transaminase activity; pyridoxal phosphate binding. The record is from RefSeq and is a predicted model, not a curated record.